CAAAAUGUAUAACUUGAAAGGAAAAAUAAAGGAUUUACAUUUCUCUUAGCCCUAUUGAACGAUAAUAUUAUUUCUCUACAAGAAAAUUAAGCUUUUAGGUACCUAACAAAAUGCAAGAUUUCACAAGUAUAUUGAACAUUAUAUUUAUUAUAAGUGGUGGAGUGUUAACAUUCGUGAUUCUGUUCAUCUUUGCGAAGAGACAGAUUACAAGGUUCGCUUUAAGGUCUAGGAGAGGCCCUCACGUUCCUAUAGGAACUGAUGCAAAAAAAUGCCUGAAGAAAGAGCUGGAACGUCGCAUCGAGGCAGUGCCGCGCAUAAUGCAUGAGCCUCGGUUGCUGAGCACAGAGCCGUCACACUAUAUCCUGGAACCACAGCAGCCCUACCACUACAGAUUCCGAGCUGUUGAUGAUGUGAAGACUCUAGAGGAAGAGAUAGCUCGUCAAGACCCAGGGUUGCGACGGCACCCUAGGGAGUCUCUUAGAGCCUUCCUCCUGUCCUCCCUAGCCGCCCCGCUGGAUGGGCGUGGUCAGAAACUGGUGCACCAGUUCUGUGAUACCUACGAGUUUGCCAGACAUCAUCCUGGAGAGUUCGGAGAAGAUGAAUACACAGCUUACAGUCGGCUACUCUUGAAGUUAUUAGAUGCAGCCCGUCUGUUGAAGAGUGUCGGUACAUGCGUGGUGGUGUCAGGGCGCGGGUCCCCGGUGCGGCGCGCGCGCCUGCUGGACGCGGCCAGACUGCGGCCCUCCGCCCUGGCAGCGCUGCCGAGGCACAAUAAGUUGCCUGCCGCGUUACAUAAACAUUACACAGCGCUUGAGAACAUGCCAAUAGACUCCAAGUUAGAAGAGGAAGUGAUCCGGGUCCCUGUAAAGAGCCCUACGGAGCCGCUGGUGAAGGUUCCGGCGGACGAGACGGCUGUGUGAGCAAGGCUGCAGCGACACCCCGCUCAAACGCUUUAGAGUGGAGUGAACGUUGCGAAUUCAAAGAUAGUGGAACUGGAAGUGGUUUACAGUGGAAACACUCAUAAAGUGGUGAUGGAAAAUGAAUAUUUUCAACACAAUGAACUUGUAAUAUUCAUGUGGUUUGGUCAGGAGUUAUGCCAAAGGUUAUGGUUACCAGUUCCGAAUGUGCAAGACAAAGUCGGACACCGGUAUUCUAAUGUUUAUGUUUGUGUGUAAAUAUUUCAUUUAUACAUUAUAACUGGGACUUUUAAAUAGUUAAGUGUUAGAUAUUAUUAGAUAGGUAUCAGAAAAUAAAGAUUCACUACAGAGACAGUAGCUAUUGUUUAA
Spodoptera litura is the source of this 1286-nucleotide messenger RNA. Its product is annotated as lipid transport auxiliary protein 1. The record is from RefSeq and is a predicted model, not a curated record. Lineage: Eukaryota; Metazoa; Arthropoda; Insecta; Lepidoptera; Noctuidae.